CCCAACCUCCCCCCCCCUGCCAGUCGGGGCCAGGCCAGGCCAGCUCCUCUGGCAGCAGAGCCUGGGCAGGUGACGAGCGGACGCGGGCGUCGCAGCUGAGGGAGUAAGGAGGCGCCCAGGAACCGGAGCUGGAAACCGGGCCGAGGUCCAGCCAGAGCCCAAGAGCCAGAGCUACCCCUUGACCGGUCAGCCAUGGGGGAGAUGGAGCAACUGCGUCAGGAAGCGGAGCAGCUCAAGAAGCAGAUUGCAGAUGCCAGGAAAGCCUGUGCUGACGUUACUCUGGCAGAGCUGGUGUCUGGCCUAGAGGUGGUGGGACGAGUCCAGAUGCGGACACGACGGACGUUAAGGGGGCACCUGGCCAAGAUCUAUGCCAUGCACUGGGCCACUGACUCCAAGCUGCUGGUAAGUGCCUCGCAAGAUGGGAAGCUGAUCGUGUGGGACAGCUACACCACCAACAAGGUGCACGCCAUCCCUCUGCGCUCCUCCUGGGUCAUGACCUGUGCCUAUGCCCCAUCAGGGAACUUUGUGGCAUGUGGGGGGCUGGACAACAUGUGUUCCAUCUACAGCCUCAAAUCCCGUGAGGGCAAUGUCAAGGUCAGCCGGGAGCUUUCUGCUCACACAGGUUAUCUCUCCUGCUGCCGCUUCUUGGAUGACAACAAUAUUGUGACCAGCUCGGGGGACACCACAUGUGCCUUGUGGGACAUUGAGACUGGGCAGCAGAAGACUGUAUUUGUGGGACACACGGGUGACUGCAUGAGCCUGGCUGUGUCUCCCGACUUCAAUCUCUUCAUUUCUGGGGCUUGUGAUGCCAGCGCCAAGCUCUGGGAUGUGCGAGAGGGGACCUGCCGUCAGACUUUCACUGGCCACGAGUCGGACAUCAACGCCAUCUGUUUCUUCCCCAAUGGAGAGGCCAUCUGCACGGGCUCAGAUGAUGCUUCCUGCCGCUUGUUUGACCUGCGGGCAGACCAGGAGCUGAUCUGCUAUUCCCACGAGAGCAUCAUCUGUGGCAUCACGUCCGUGGCCUUCUCCCUCAGUGGCCGCCUGCUAUUCGCUGGCUAUGAUGACUUCAACUGCAAUGUCUGGGACUCCAUGAAGUCCGAGCGUGUGGGCAUCCUCUCUGGCCACGACAACAGGGUCAGCUGCCUGGGAGUCACAGCUGAUGGGAUGGCUGUGGCCACAGGUUCCUGGGACAGCUUCCUCAAAGUCUGGAACUGAGGAGGCUGGAGAAAGGGAAGUGAAAGGCAAUGAAGACACUCAGCGGCCCCUCCCCAACCCCAUCACAUUCAGGUGUUCUCUUCUAUAUUCCAGGUGCCAUUCCCACUAAGCUUUCUCCUUCGAGGGCAGUGGGGAGCAUGCGGACUGUGCCUUUGGGAGGCAGCAUCAGGGACACGGGCAAAGAACUGCCCCAUCUCCUCCCAUGGCCUUUCCUCCCCACAGUCCUCACAGCCUCUCCCUUAAUGAGCGAGGACAACUGGCCCCUCCCCAGCCCUUCACAGGCACAGCAGACUUGUCUUUGGCCGCAGGCCCCAGGACUCCCCCAGAGCCACUACGUUUGUCCAGAUCUGGGUGGGACAGGGCUUUGGCCCCGUGACUAUGGCUCUGGCACCAUUAGGGUCCUGGUCGUCUUCUUACUCAUGCUGUCACCUUUUUCUACCUUUUUAUCUCUCCUAAAACACCUGCAAUAAAGUGUAGCAUCCUGGUACAUC
This is a messenger RNA of Cebus imitator (Panamanian white-faced capuchin), 1706 nucleotides long. It is a transcript of the gene GNB3, whose product is annotated as G protein subunit beta 3. NCBI's taxonomy places the organism in Eukaryota, Metazoa, Chordata, Mammalia, Primates, Cebidae. Gene Ontology annotation, biological process: G protein-coupled receptor signaling pathway. Gene Ontology annotation, cellular component: heterotrimeric G-protein complex; cytoplasm. Bases 193 to 1215 code for a protein of 340 amino acids. Gene Ontology annotation, molecular function: protein binding; signaling receptor complex adaptor activity. The transcript has 10 exons. The record is from RefSeq and is a predicted model, not a curated record.